Molecule: messenger RNA, 1173 nt
Organism: Hibiscus syriacus
Lineage: Eukaryota; Viridiplantae; Streptophyta; Magnoliopsida; Malvales; Malvaceae
Product: putative clathrin assembly protein At4g40080
Exons: 2
Coding region: 82-1152 (356 amino acids)
Biological process (GO): clathrin coat assembly; vesicle budding from membrane; clathrin-dependent endocytosis
Cellular component (GO): clathrin-coated vesicle; clathrin-coated pit
Molecular function (GO): 1-phosphatidylinositol binding; SNARE binding; phosphatidylinositol-4,5-bisphosphate binding
Source: RefSeq, a predicted model, not a curated record
GAAUGAUGAACAAGUAAACUUUCAUGAUAAAUUUACGUUGCUGUUUUCAUUUCUUCUUUGGGUUUCUUCCUUUGUUCUUCAAUGGGGCGCGUGAAAAUUCUCAGAGAUUUCAUCGGAAUCAUCAAAGACAAAGCUUCUCAAAGCAAAGCAGCUUUGAUUUCCAAUCCCAAAACUCUAUCUCUCCACUUAGCCUUACUGAGAUCCACGACCCAUGAUCCCUUCAACCCACCCGACCCAAGACACCUUGCGGCUCUACUUUCCUUCGGUCAUAGCUCACGCGCCACCGCCUCCAUCGCCGUCGAGGCCCUCAUGGACCGCCUCCAAACCACCCGUGAUGCUUCCGUUGCCAUCAAAUGUCUCAUCGCAGUUCAUCACAUCAUUAAACGUGGCAGCUUCAUUCUUCAAGAUCAGCUUUCCGUUUAUCCUUAUACCGGCGGCCGGAAUUACCUUAAACUAUCGAAUUUCAGAGAUGAUACGACGCCAUUGAAAUGGGAACUUUCUUCUUGGGUUAGAUGGUAUGCUUUAUACCUUGAAAAUAUGUUGUCAACAUCGAGAAUUUUAGGGUUCUUUCUAUGUUCAACUUCAAGCGGUGAAGAUAAAGAUAAAGACAAAGAAGAAGACAAAGCAUCAUCGCUCAUAAACAGUGAAUUGCUCAAAGAGAUAAACUCUUUGGGGAAUUUGAUCGAACAGAUUGCGAGAGCGCCGGGUUCUUUGAAUUCAAACUGCAACAUACUGGUUGACGAGGUACUAGGAUCGGUGGGUGAGGACUAUUUGUCAUCGAUCAACGAGGUUUCAAUUCGGGUCAGUGAGUUUAGGGAGAGACUCGGUUGUUUGAGCUUCGUUGACUCGGUUGAGUUGGCGUGCGCUUUGAAAAGACUGGAGGAUUGUAAAGAUGGAUUGUCAACAAUUUUCCAGAGGAAGAAAGUGAUGAUCGAGACGGUUUGGGGUUCUAUAAGUGAACUAAAGGAUCAGAUUGGGAACAGUGAAGUGUAUAAAGAAUAUACAGGGAGAUCGUUGAUUACGGGGAGGAGGAACAAGGUGAGUGAGUCGGCUCGGUUUGGGGAGCGAGUUAUGAUGACGCAAGGUGGUGACUCGGUCAAGUUCUCUUCCGGGAGAUUUCAGAGUUUCAAUGAGUUUUCUUUUACAGGUUAGUAGUUGCUGAAUCUUCGGUGA